UGUCCCGCAUGUCACUCCUGUCCAGACCAGGACGGUCAUUGUGGUCAGUGGCAUUCGACUACAACAGACUGCUGAUACAACGCAUAAUGGAAGUAAAAUUGGCUGUGAAUUCAGGAAUGGCAUCUCCCACCAGCAUGUUAGAGGAGGAGCAGGUGCACUGUUCCAUCUGUCUGGAUGUGUUUACAAACCCCGUCUCCAUACCUUGUGGACACAACUUCUGCAUGGCCUGCAUUGGCAGCUACUGGAAGUCCAGUGCCCUUUACAUGUGUCCGAUGUGCAAAAAGACUUUCUACAAACAGCCAGACAUCAGCAUCAACACAGUGCUCAGGGAAAUCGCUGAGAAGUUUAAGGAAAUGAAAACCAACUCAGUCGCGAACCUUCAGAAGACAAUGCGACCAGACUCAGGACAGAGCCCUGUGGAACUCCCCACAGAAAUGCCUGAACUUAUUCCUCCUAAUGGACCGUGGGCCCAGGUGGUGUCCUGUGAUGUGUGCACUGGCCCUCAGCAACAGGCAGUAAAGUCCUGCUUAGUGUGUUUGACAUCUUACUGUGAGGAGCACUUAAAGACCCACACAUCCCGCUUCACCAAACACAAGUUGAUCGAACCCGUGCAGAACCUGGAGGACCGGAUGUGUAAGAAGCACGAGAGGUUACUGGAGCUGUUCUGUAAGAAGGAUCAGACCAUAGUGUGUGUGCUGUGCACAGAGAUGGACCACAGGGCACAUUACACUGUUCCUGUCGAACGAGAGUGGACUGAGAAAAAGGCUUUGUUGAGAAAAACUGAAGCCGAAGUUCAGCAGAUGAUCCAGGAGCGACUGAAGAAAGUUGCUGUUAUCAAACACUCAAUAGAGUUGAACAAGAGCAGCGCUCAAAGAGAAGUCGAGGACAGCAUGCAGGUGUUUGCGGACCUGAUCCAAGCGGUCCAGAAGGCCCAGGCCGAACUGGUGCAGGACAUCGAGGAGAAACAAAGGAAGACGGAGAGCUGGGCCAAUGGACAAAUACAAGAACUAGAGCAGGAAAUAGAUGUUCUGAAGCUGAGGAACACAGAGUUAGAAUAUCUCUCACACACCGAAGACCACAUUCACUUCCUGCAGAACUUUCCAUCACUAAUGUCUCACCCACACACUAAAGACUGGUCUGAGACCUGUGUGUAUGCAGAUCCAUGUGUGGGCACCACCAGAAGAGCUGUGCUCAAACUAGAGGAGACGCUUACUGAAGAAGUAGAAAAACUUGCAGAAAAAGAGCUGAGGAGGGUUCAGAAGUACUCAGUGGACAUCACGUAUGACCCGGACACGGCGAACCCCUGGCUGCAGCUGUCAGAGGACGGUCAUCAGAUGCGUCAUCUGGGAGCGUGGCAGGACCUGGCUGACACACCGGAGCGCUUCGACACGGUGGUGAUCGCGCUCGGCCGCGAGGGACUGUCCUCAGGACGCCGGUACUGGGAGGUCCAGGUGGGAGAGAAGGACGACUGGUACAUCGGUGUGGCCCGGGCGUCCGUCAACAGAAAAGGCCGUAUUUCGGUGAGCACGGCUCACGGCUACUGGGCUCUAGCCAUGAAGAAAGGCCAGGAAUACCGCGUGUCUUCCUCUCCACCCCUGCUGCUGUCCAUCGAGCCCAAGCUGAAGAGAGUCGGCGUCUAUGUGGACUACGAAGAAGGACAGGUGUCGUUCUACGACGUACACAACAGAAGUCACAUCUACACCUUCAUGGACUCGUUCGGAGAGAAAAUCUUCCCGUUUUUCUACCUCUACUGCUGCGACAAGGCCUCAGAGACCAUGAUGAUCUGUCCUGUUCAGGAGACGUCUCAUACUAAACAGUGCUGAAGUGUGAUUCUACAGUAACACUACCGUUUCUAUACGUGUGCUUAGGAAAUGCUUUCUUUGGCAUUUUGAUAGCUAUUAUAUGUGGCCCUGGAACACAAAAGCAGUCAUUUGUAGCACAGGUGUAUUUGUAGCGAUAGUAUGGGUCAAAAUUAUACAAAGAUCAAGUUCCAUUAAGAUAUUUUAUACAUUUUCCACUUUUACAUAUAUCAAAACUUAAUUUUUGAUCAUUAAUAUUUUUUCCAUUUGGACAGCAUUAAAGGUGAUUUUCUCAGUAUUAAUUUUUUUUGAUGUGUGUAAAUGUAGUGAUGAUGUAGAAAUCCCAGUUUCAAAAAACUGACCCUUAUGUUUUUGUGGUCCUGGGUCACAUACGGACAUUUUUACAAAGAAAAUGUAGCCAGUUUUAUUGCAUGACAACACGAGAGGAAUUCUGACAAACAACCAAAGCAUUUAAAACUGAAAAUGAAAAUACACAUUUGAUAUAAUAUGCAGUGAAAUACAAUUGAAAUGUACAUGUUAAUCAGUGCAAGUGGAUCAGUCCACUUUUUAUAUACUUUAGACAUUAUAUUAGGUGACCUUAUUAAUACUGUGUACUUACAUCAAAAAAUAAGUGCAAUGUACUACUGUGCUUAUUAUUAUGUUCUAAAACACCUUUGCUGCUCUGGAGGAGGAUACGGGUAAGUUUAGGGACAGGUUUGGUGGUAUGGGUAGGUUAAGGUUAAGGGUGGGUUAAGGUGUAAAGGAUGGAUCAAUAGUGAAAUUACAAAUGUAAGCACAGAAAUAAAUUACAGAUGUAAUUACAUAGAAGUAUUUUUUUAUAAAACAUAUAAUUGAUUGAUUUGAUUAAUUUAACAUGUACAAUAAAUGAUAAAUUUAAAUGCAAGAACAUAGUUAAGGCCACCUAAUAUAAAGUUUAGGCAUGUACAUGAACAUUGUACUGAAUAACUCAAAAUGGUAAUAAAGUGCAAGCAUGUGUUUAUUACACCUAUUUUCACACGUCAAACUAUUAAAUUACUCCAAUGUAAGCGUCACAGUCAUUUUUGUCUGCGUAUAAUAUCAGAUAAGUCUAACAUUUGGGUAAGAUUUUGGGAACACUGGCCAAGUUUUAAAGAAGAUAUGAAUGAAAUGUGAAGAAUGUGCUUAAAAAAAUAUUCAAUGAAAUUCAAAAUAAUGGACAGUCACUACUGUGUGUGAUAUUUUAACCAAUAGAUGGUACUGUCAUCAAAUAUUUUACUUUCUUGCCGUGAUUUAGACUCAUUUCUUGCCCUACCUUAGCCGCAACUUCAUGAUUUAAUUAUUAUUAUUAAUUCAUUAAUUUAUUUAUUUUAAUAAACAAUGUUUCAAAUACUUGACCAUCAUCCUUAAACACAAGACCGUAAUAUCAUUUUAACAGCUUAUUGUGUUCUAUAUAUUAAUUCUGGGUGAUGUGAUUUUAUGGUAUAUAGUUUAUCAUUAUGGUUGCGGCGACAGACAGGAUUAAAUUUUUCUUCGCUAGCACUGUUGAACACAUUGAUCUGUGAACUUUCGUCCGAGUGAAAAGUGAAUGUUUUUAUGAUAAUGUUGUAAAAUCUCACCUGAUCUGACCCUGACACACGUUCUACCCAGAAUCCAUCUUUCUGCUCCGGCGGGUGCCACAGAAUAACUCUGUGAGGAGCGUCAAGGCCGGGCUGACUCACCAGCAAGUCGAGUGCUGACGUUUCAAAUGCUUUCAUCUCAUGAACAAUUGUCAUUUUUUCCCCUCAGAGUUUCGUCAGACCUGACAGAUAUUAAACUCAAGCCCUCGAGAGUGACUAAUGCGAGCAGUUAGAAAUAAAAGUAAUUGUUUUUUUCUGAGAACGCUCAGUCUCUGAAACAAGCGAAAACUUCCAGUAGAUAAGCAUUCACUCGUCUGUGAUUUACAUGAUUUACAUACAACAAUAAAAACAACGCUGAAGAUC
This is a messenger RNA of Puntigrus tetrazona (Sumatra barb), 3757 nucleotides long. RefSeq names its product E3 ubiquitin-protein ligase TRIM58. Lineage: Eukaryota; Metazoa; Chordata; Actinopteri; Cypriniformes; Cyprinidae. Gene Ontology annotation, molecular function: zinc ion binding; protein binding. The transcript has 8 exons. Bases 9 to 1823 code for a protein of 604 amino acids. The record is from RefSeq and is a predicted model, not a curated record.